Rhincodon typus (whale shark) is the source of this 10719-nucleotide messenger RNA. RefSeq names its product tyrosine-protein kinase JAK2-like. The coding region runs from base 36 to 3170 and encodes 1044 amino acids. Gene Ontology annotation, biological process: peptidyl-tyrosine phosphorylation; intracellular signal transduction; hemopoiesis. The transcript is spliced from 22 exons. Gene Ontology annotation, molecular function: non-membrane spanning protein tyrosine kinase activity; cytokine receptor binding; histone binding. The record is from RefSeq and is a predicted model, not a curated record. Gene Ontology annotation, cellular component: membrane; cytoskeleton; cytosol. Lineage: Eukaryota; Metazoa; Chordata; Chondrichthyes; Orectolobiformes; Rhincodontidae.
GUUUUCCACCAGUGUAUUAUACCCUUUUUGCUCUGAUGAAUGAAAGAGACCGGUGUUGGUAUCCUCCAAACCAUGUCUUUGACAUUGAUGACUCUGCAGAUGUAGCCACCAUUUUUCGACUAAGAUUCUACUUUCCACAUUGGUACAGUCCUGGAAAUAAUAGAGCCUAUCGUUAUGGAGUUGCCAAGGGUGCAGAGAGUCCCUUUAUUGAUGAUACCAUCAUGACAUACCUUUUUGCUCAGUGGCGUGAUGACUUCAUUAAUGGAUGGAUAAAAAUACCAGUUACACACGAAACACAAGAGGAAUGCCUUGGUAUGGCCGUGCUUGAUAUAAUGAGAAUAGCCAAGGAAAAGGACCAGUCACCUUUGGACAUCUAUCGCUCAACUAGUUACAAAUCGUUCUUGCCGAAAAAUAUUCGUCUACAGAUCCAAAAUUACCACUUUGUAACAAGGAAGCGGAUCCGAUUCCGAUUUUACCAGUUUAUCCGGCAAUUCAGCCAGUGCAAUGCAAGUGCCCGAGAUUUGAAGUUGAAAUAUUUGAUUAACAUGGAAACUCUUCAGCCUGCCUUUUUCUCGGAGUAUUUUGAAGUGAAGGAGCCAGUACAAGGACCUUCAGGAGAAGAUGUGUUUACAACGAUUGUUGUAACUGGAAACGGAGGCAUUCAGUGGAUGAAGGGAAAAUGUAAAGACAUCGAUUCUCAACCUGAUCAGGAGCUGCAGCCUUAUUGUGAUUUCCCCGAAAUCAUCAACGUUAGCAUCAAGCAAGCAAGCAAGGAUGGCUCCUCCGAGGGGAGAAUAGUCACCAUAAACAAACAGGACAGCAAGACCUUGGAAGUUGAGUUUCCGUCCUUGAAAGAAGGCUUCUCGUUUGUCUCACUAAUCGAUGGAUACUAUAGGCUAACUGCGGACGCUCACCACUUUCUCUGCAAAGAGGUUGCACCUCCUAGAUUGUUGGAAAACAUCCAGAGCAAUUGCCAUGGACCCAUCUCGAUGGACUUUGCUGUGAAUAAACUCAGGAAGGCAGGAAAUCAGAAAGGCUAUUUCAUUCUUCGAUGUAGUCCUAAAGAGUUCAAUAAAUACUUUCUCACUGUCGCUAUUGAGAAGGACAGUGUGAUUGAAUGCAGGCAUUGCCUGAUUACCAAGAAUGAGAACAAUGAAUACAAUCUGAAUGGAGCAAAGAAGACUUUCAGCAGCCUCAAAGAGUUGUUGAACUGCUACAAAAAAGAAACUGUCCGAUCUGAUGGUGUUUUGUUCCAGUUUAGCAAAUGCUGUCCACCAAAGCCCAAAGAUAAAUCUAAUCUUCUGGUCUUGAGAAGUAACAGUGCAUCUGAUGUGCCAACAUCCCCGACACUGCAGAGGCACAAUGUCUGCCAAAUGGUUUUUCACAAAAUCAAGAAAGAAGAUUUGGUUUUUGGCGAAAGUCUCGGGCAAGGAACAUUCACCAAAAUCUUCAAAGGAGUACGGAAAGAAGUGGGAGACUAUGACCAAAGACACGAGACGGAGGUUCUACUAAAGGUCCUAGAAAAAGCACACAGAAAUUACUCUGAGUCCUUCUUUGAGGCAGCAAGUAUGAUGAGCCAACUGUCCUAUAAGCACUUAGUGUUGAAUUAUGGAGUCUGCGUGUGUGGUGAAGAGAAUAUCAUGGUUCAGGAGUAUGUGAAGUUUGGAUCAUUGGACACGUAUCUGAAGAGAAACAAAAACAUUGUGAACAUCCUGUGGAAACUGGAGGUGGCAAAACAACUGGCUUGGGCAAUGCACUUCUUAGAAGACCGAAACCUUGUCCAUGGAAAUGUAUGUGCCAAGAAUGUCCUGAUGAUCAGGGAAGAGGACAGGAAGACUGGAAACCCUCCAUUCAUAAAGCUUGCUGAUCCUGGAGUCGGUAUGAUGGUUCUACCAAAAGAUGUUCUCAUUGAACGGAUUCCCUGGGUGCCACCAGAAUGCAUUGAGGAUCCCAAGAAUUUGAGCCUGGCAACAGACAAAUGGAGUUUUGGUGCCACUUUGUGGGAGAUUUGCAGUGGUGGAGAUAAACCAUUGGGUCCAUUUGACUCCACGAGGAAAAUGCAAUUUUAUGAAGAUAAGCAUCAACUUCCUGCACCCAAGUGGCUAGAGCUGGCCAAUCUCAUCAAUCUCUGCAUGAAUUAUGAUCCAGACUUCAGGCCUUCAUUUCGUGUCAUAAUACGUGACUUGAACAGCCUUUUUACCCCAGAUUAUGAGUUAUUGGCUGAAAGCGACCUACUCCCGAACAUGCGAGGUGGUGGGCUUGGCUUCCUGGGAGCUGGUACAAACAAUGAUGUUGGGCAGUUUGAGGAACGGCAUCUCAUAUUUUUGCAACAGUUGGGCAAGGGUAACUUUGGCAGUGUUGAGCUGUGCCGGUAUGACCCACUCCAGGACAGCACAGGCGAUGUGGUGGCCGUGAAGAAGCUACAACAGAGCACCGCAGAACACUUGCGUGACUUUGAAAGAGAAAUUGAGAUCCUCAAGUCCCUUCAACACGACAACAUUGUCAAGUAUAAAGGAGUGUGCUACAGUGCUGGACGACGAAACUUGCGAUUAAUAAUGGAGUACCUACCUCACGGCAGCUUGCGUGACUAUUUACAGAAGAAUAAAGACAGGAUUGAUCACAAGAAGUUGCUUGUCUAUGCUUCUCAGAUCUGCAAGGGAAUGGAGUAUCUAGGAACCAAGCGAUAUAUACACCGAGACCUGGCAACACGGAACAUUCUUGUAGAAAAUGAGAACAGGGUGAAAAUUGGUGAUUUUGGCUUGACCAAAGUCUUGCCGCAAGACAAGGAAUAUUACAAGGUGAAAGAGCCAGGAGAAAGUCCAAUCUUUUGGUAUGCAUUGGAGUCUCUGAUGGAAAACAAAUUUUCGGUGGCUUCAGAUGUUUGGAGCUUUGGAGUGGUGCUGUAUGAGCUUUUCACAUACAGCGAGAAGACCAAAAGUCCACCGUCGGAAUUCAUGCGCAUGAUCGGCAGCGAUAAGCAAGGACAGAUGAUUGUCUUCCAUUUGAUCGAGCUACUUAAAGCGGGUAGACGACUGCCAAAUCCAGAUGGGUGUUCUGACACGAUGUAUUCAACAAUGAUGGAAUGCUGGAACACUGUAUCAACUCAGCGCCCAACUUUUAAAGAGCUUGCUCAGAAAGUGGACUCCAUGAAGGAUCCUAUGGGAGGAUGAGUUUGCAGAAACUUCAACCGGGAUGCUCUGAAGUCCCAGCACAAUUGCUGCUUUUCCAGUCUGAUUCUGGCACUACCCACUCUUGGGCACCAUGCCAACUCAAGGGACUGAUUACUGUCUCAUCAUCUUCAUUCAAGCAAGGAUCACUUAGGACUUCUUUCUCACUCUGGGGAAUGUCAGUCCUUUCGUAAUGACGUUGCAGUUCACCAGGACAGGCUGGUAAAUUAUUGGUGUUGUAACUGCGAUAUAAUUUGCCCACUUCAGGUCUGGUAACGUGGGUUUAAUGUUACAGCUGUUUAUAACAGUAGGAGUUAACUAUGUGGUGAUGAAACUUCCUGUACAGCGAUGCUUGGAGUUUAUCAUUGUCAUAAUCAUCAGAGGGCCUUCAGUGGUGAAUGUUAAACAUUGUGUUAUUUGUGCUGCUUGCACAUGAACUGGUUAAAGAAAAAGGCUCUGAUUUUGAAUUUGCCCGUUGUAACCUAAAACUGUGCUAAUAGUAAUUCCGGCAAAGAUUGGAGAACAAUUUCACUGUGUUACAUAGGAUCUUAUUUACACUUGUCAUAGACUAGAUUUCAAACAGCGUUGACAAGAAUGUAGAUGAGUUCCAUGAUAUGAUAUGAUAUGAUAUGAUAUUUGUAAUAUAUGUUAAUUUGGCUAUAUUAACUACAAAAGGAAAAGAUCAAUAUCUGAAAUUGAAAAUUUUCAUGAAUCAGCUAUGCUGUGGUGUGAGUAUUGUGAUGCAUUAAAUGGUGAUGUAGGAAGUAUGUGUUCCUGCACAAUAUUGUAGAUGUUGGACUGGUCAUAAAUUCCUCAAGGAUUUGCUUGUGGUGCACAAAUUUGGAAAUUGUAGCUUCAUAAUAUCUUGAAGAAACUACAUGAGGGAAUAAUUGUUUGGUACAUGAUCCAGAAUACUCAACAAUGCAUAGUUUGUAGUGACACUUAAUCUGCCUUAUGUUAUCCAUUUGUUAUUGUUUUUAACAUUUGGAUUAAUGGUGAAGGAGAAAUAUGUUGAACACCGUUUGCUUAGGUUAAUUAUAAGAAGAAAAGCUCAGGGAUGUUUUAUGCUUUUUUUUAAAACAAAGAAACAAAAUGAUCGAUACAGGAUUAGUUGUUUCAUCCACAAAUUAGUUAACUUACAUACAUUAAUACAGUAGGAGCUCAUGCCAAAGGAUCUUUUGAGUUCUGCCACCUCCACCACCUUGUAGAGACACAGGGGGGAAUAACAAAUACAGUCUUGUCACCUUGUGCCCAUCCCAAGGAUUCUUCUUUUUUCAGAAGUCAUGCAAACAUAGUCCUUACUCCACAAUAGAAAAUCAUUCAUUAGCUACGCAAGCAGCACGACCAAAACGUAAAUAUAAAGUGACCAACAUCUUAUUCUCCUUCUUUAUUAUUUUAAUUUUUUACAGACUCUUAAGUUUACUUCCAUCUGUACAAUACCAGUUUAUACUCAGAACUCUAAGCAGGGAAAGCAGUGUCCUAAUGAUAUCCUCACUCGAUUACUGAUCGAGAUAUCCAAGUAAUGUUCUGGGGACAUGGGUUUGAAUUAUACCAUGGCAGAUGGUGGAAUAUGAAUGCAAUAGAAAUCUGGAAUUAAGAGUCUAAUGAUGACCAUGGAUUUGUUGUUAAAAACCCAGCCGGUUCAUUACUGUCCUAUAGGGAAGGAAACUGUGGUCCUUAUCUGGUCUUGCCUACACGUGACUCCAAAUCCAUGGCAAUGUGAUUGGCCCUUGACAGCUCUCUGGGCAAUUCAGGAUGGGCAAUAAAGUUCUGGCCUGGCCAGAGACACCCACAUCCAAUGAAUGAAACACAAGUUAUCAGUGAUGCAGUGUUUGCAUAACAGCAGCUGAAAUUGUGCACUUGGGAACACGGUAUUUUCUGUGAAUGAGCUACACCACACAGGCACAGUACUAGCUGAAAACCCACAUUAAGUAGUUCCAUUUAUUAACAGUUAGAGUUAUCCAGCUGAUGAUCAUAAAUGUAAGCUGUGUGUGUUUCUGUGUUCAUUCCUCUAUUUUGGUUACAAUGCACAGAUUGCAGCACUUCAUCCACCACAUGUGAAGCAUGUAAAGUGUUGUAGCAGAAUUGGUCUGGUAUUGAUUGGGAGGAGAAUAGUCAAACACAAGUAUAGAGUGUAGCAUUCUAAUGUCAGCACUAUGUAUUUCAUAGAGCUGUUUUACUUCUGCUUCCCGUUCUGUGUGGUAUUCCAGCUUUUGAGUAUGAGUUUUGGAAAGGCCACUUCUAGGGUGGAGGCUUAUGAUCCAUAGGCAGUAAUCAUGGUACUACCUUUACCAGUACACCUCUGUUCCCAGCAAAAUUACUCAGAACCAUGUUCCGUUAAACAAUAUGUACCAUUGCUGGAGCUAUUAUUAAGUGUUUUAGCUAGGAUUUCACAUUGAUUCAUGUUAUGCUCAUCAAGUUUUCUUGCAAUAUUCACUGCACAGUGAGAAGUCUGGAAGUAUUCUCAUUGGAAUCCAUAGCUGAGGAACAUUUUGAGGCAAUGAAUGCAGUGUAGCAGAUUAGACGUUGUUCAUGCUAUAAAGCAUAUUGGCUUAAGUGCAACUUCUGCAUUGCACUGAUACCAAACCACUGAAUAAACCAACAGUGAGUGUUGUAACUCCUCGGGAAUUGCAAGUAAUUCAUGAAGCAGACAAGACAAAGCCAGAAGAUACUUUCUGUAGGGCUAGGCUAAAUCUAUUCACUUCACUUCUGACAUAUGCAUCCUCAGAAAUCACCUUCCUCCUUGCAUCUUCCUUUAGUGCACACUUUUUUGAAUUUAUUUUUCCAUGAAUUACUAAAAACAAAUAGCAAACUAAUCAACAAUGGACUGUGUACUUAAAUUUGUCUACAAACUUUUGACAACUUUAGAUUGAAAAGUUCUUUACUGUUACCUGAAUAAAGAAAAAAAAUGUGAGAAUGAGACUGUCAGGGUUAAAAUAGGGGAAAAGUAAAGCGCAGACAUACACUUUCAUAAUUGGUGCGCCCACUAAAGCCAUUGUGUCACAUUAUUUAUUUUUUUAAAAAUUAAUUCAUGGAUGAAUGUCAAUGUCACUGGUAGGAUCAAUGUUUGUUAACUUAAGGACAGUUAGAGAUGGUAAUUGCCAUUAGUCUAUAGUUAAACCUCCACUGCCUGUUCAGAAUGAUUGUAUUUAAAGUGCUGUUCUGUGUUGAACUGUCAUGUUGCUUUAUAGUUAGUAAGGAGCCAGCUGGCCAUUUCAUACCUGCAAUGCAUUCCAUAUUUGGAAUGUUUCACACCUACUUUGGAACUGAAGUCAGAUCUUCAUGCAUUACUUUAUAUAAUGGAAGCUUUAGUAUUGCACAUUGAUAUAUAACAGUCUGAAUUUAUACAACACCUUUAUUAACAUACACAGUUCCAAAAUGCUUCACAAGUAUAUCUGCAAACAAAAAUUUGUCUCCAUAUUUUGGACAUGCAAUCAAAAAACUGAUCAAAGAGGUGGGUUUCAUGCCGCAUCUUAAAGGAUGAAAGUGAGCUGGAGAGCUUCAGAGAGGGGUUUCAAAGUUUCAAGUCUAGAUGAUUGGUGAGUCACCCAAACAGAUUUUUGUAGUUUAGUCUCUUUUAGUUGGCCGUGGGAAGACCAUUGCCUGAUGUAGGCUACAUCUACAUAAUUCAGUGCAUCAAAUUUCUGUCACUCCAAAAUGUGUGUUGUGCUUUCAUCAUAACCGGUUGCUAUUCAUCUCGCAACCUAGCAGCGGAAAUGUACUUACGUCAGCAUACAUCGUUUAAUGCAACCAAGAAGGAUUCAAGAGUAAGGUAGUCCUUUCUGUUGGAAAUACUGGUUUGAUAUGAGCUGAAGGAUUUCUGGUAGAUUAAUAGGAAGGGUGGGGAGUAUGUUUGUUUGUUUGUUUGAGAUUAUUAUUAUGAUCACAAAAUAUUAGUCAGUAUAAAUUGGCAAACACCAUUUGCAAUGAAACUUGAAAAUGAUCUGAUGCAGUGUCUUCAGAUGGUAUAUGAUGGUGUGAUUUCAAUCAGGAGCGAUUCAAGCUUCAUUUUAGAUUAUCCACAGACCAGAAUUUUAAGCGUGAUGUAGGAUUUGCUGCCAGGUUUAUAAUGUACAAUAAUCAUGUUAGAGUGGAAAAAUGAAAGUGACAUGGGGGUAGGGGCACAGUGGCUCAGUGGCUAACACUGCUGUCUCAUGGAGCCAGGGGCUUGAUGGGCUGAAUGGCCUACUUCCAUACUAGAGGGAUUCUAUAAGUAAAGGUAUAUCUUUUAAUUUUCAACAUAAAUGUUAACAGGUUGUGAAUUAUUAUAAGAUGUUUGCUUACUGAAGCGUUGUCAUAUUCUAACUACAAGUAUGCUUUUACUAAAAGAAAAUCUUGUACUUUGAAUGGCAUUGUUUCUUCAGAUAUUUGCAAGUACUUUUUUUUAUUCAUUCUUGGGAUGAGGUCAUCGCUGUCUAGGCCAACAUUUAUUGCCUAUUCCUAAUUGCUCAAGGGCAGCUAAGAGUCAACCACAUUACUGAGAGUCUGGAGUCACAUGAAGGCCAGACCAGGUGAGGAUGGCAGUUUCCUUCUCUUAAAGACAUUAGUGAACCAGAUGGGUUUUUCCCACAAUUAACAUGGAUAUGCGGUUAUCAUUACACAAUUAAUUUCAGAUUAAUUUUUAAUGAAUUCAAAUUCCAUCAUCUACUGAGAGUGAUAACUUUAUUUAUACUUGGUAAUAAUUUAGGCAACAGAACAUCCAUCAUCACCAGACAAGCAUUAGAAUACAAAAUGUACAUGGCAGAAAUCCAUAGUGAUCUAGAAUCCUUGGAGUACUACUAGGAGAUGUAUAUCCAUUGAUUAAGAUUGAUGUUUUUCUAGCUGAUCCUUAAAAGAAAGUAUUGUCUAGCACCGAUCAUAACUACAUAGGAGGUGCCAAUUAAUAACAAUGUUUAACAUUUUGGACAACUAACUGAAUCUAAGAACAGUUUACCUUAUAACCUUGGAAUUACAGUCCUAUGUUCUUCAAAUGAAACUUUGUCAAAUUCAAAUCUAAUUUCUCAAACAAGUGCAGUGAUAACGUUGUGAGAUUGUACUUGGACUAGUAAUGCAGAAACCCAACUAUCGUUCUGGUGACCUAGGUCUGAAUCCUAUCAUGGCAAAUGGUAGAAAAUUAAUUCCAUAAACCACUGGAAUUAAAAUGAAACCUUUGCUAUAAAAUCCCAUCUGGUUCACCAAUGGCCUUUAGGGAAGGAAAUCUGCCAUACUUGCCUGGUCUGUCCUACAUGUAAUUCUAGACCCAGAGCAAUGUCGGUGGCUCUUAACUGCCCUCUGGGAAACUAGGGAUGGACAAUAAAUGGUGACCUAGCCAGUGAUGCCCACAUCCUAUGAACAAUAAAAGAUAUUCCUAACACAGUCGUUCCAUUCCAGGUAGUUACAUUAAUGCCCAUGGAAUUCUACCACGGGUUUCUCCAAAGUGUUCUAGAGCAAUGCACUGCCAUUUAGAGAAAAGAUUGACAUGAUGUACUAUUGAAGAGGUAAAGCAUUAGCAUUAUUUAGCCUCAGACCAAAGCUAUUGACAGAACCUAGUUUCUUAAAUCACUUGUAAAUGUAUUAUGGUUCUUGGUCAUCUUUUGACUCAACUGAGGGGUUCUCAGGCUUGUGUGCACACUUCACAUGAAAGAGAUGCUUCACUUGUUAUGCACUUCAGUUCAGUUCAUGGGCACACAAUAACUGGUUCUCCACUAGGGCAGUGGCUGAAUCAAAAUACACCUUGAUCUCCUCCAUGCUUUUCAAGGGCAUUAAAAAUCUUGAUGCAUUCAGUUCUAAGUUUCUUAUCUUGCAAAUGCAUUAAAUCUUGUCAUGCAAAAGGCCCAAUGGCCUCCUUCCAGACUGUAAAUUUUAGAUGAUUAGCUAUUCAUUGAUGAAUGAGUCCUUAUUUUGCUUUCAUCGUUAUACAUUUUUUUUAAUUGAUUAAUGUUCUUGACAUCACUAUUUCCUUGGUUUACAGUGGGCCUCAUUUGCAAUGAAUGCCUUCAAGAGUAUCUGCUUCCUUUUACAUGCCUUGUUCUUGUUUAUUCUUGCAAUUCCAUCUCUCUCUGUAAGCCAAUUUCACACAAGCAGCAAGUAUUCUCAUAUGUAGUGGAGUUGUUCUUGCAAAAUCUCAUUAUCUGAAAGGUGAUUUCAUUCUUAUUUCUAACCUGUUUUCCAUUGCUAAGAUUCUAAUCUGUUUGUGUUAUCAACAAAUUAUCAAUAACUCCCCUGUAAACUUUACUUUCUCCUUGCUGGUGAGUGCCAAAUACCAUUCGAUACACAGGUAUGCUUCUUAUGUUGAAAUUGUAUUGCAUUACAGAGUCUCAAGGGGCUUAAGUGACAAGAUCAGGUUGUAUUAGCUUGCAAUCCUUAGAUCAUAGAAUAUUGUGGGGUGAACUGAAUGAAGUGUUUAAGGUGCUGAAAGGAUUUCGUAGUGUAAGUACAGAAAAACUAUUUUCUCUGUUGCAGGAAGUGAGAUCAGGAGGAUAUAAUCUUAAAAUUAGAACUAGGCCAUUUAGGAGGAAAAUCAAACUUUUUUUUUAUUCAUGGCGUUGCAAUAGAAAUCUGGACUCCUCUCCCCAUAAGCCAAUUAAUGCUCCUUUAGUUGGAUCUUUGAAGACCGAGGUCAAUUUUUUUUAUUAGGUAAGGGAAACGGGAUUUGGAAGCAAGGCAGCCAAAUUUGGUUGAGAUAUCAAUCAGCCAUGAUCUAACUGAACAGUAGAUCAGGGUGAGGGACUGAAUAGUCUCAUACUGUUCCCAUGUUCCUAUCUCAAAAUUAGAAUUUCUUAUCCUUAGCUUUUUUAUACUUCUGCAAUGUUUUUCACCUAACUUGGUGCUUUCUAAUGAUUACUUGCUGAUUUCCCCUGAUCAGGUCUUCCCUGCAAAAACUAUGAAUGUUGAUUCCCGAAUUUAGUUUGGAAAUAAACAACCAACAAGACACCAUUCCUCAUGCCUCUGGAACUAUUGGAGUUAAGACCAUAACUCAGUGUUGUCUGGAUGAUACACUUCAAUCUAGCUCGUGCACUGACAAUAAAAUAAAUAUCGCUUGCCAAAUAAUGCUGAUUGUUGGUGAGCUUUCUGCUGUUGUUCAUUUACUCAAUAUCCUCAUUAACUUAUAGUUUGUUUCAUUUAGGAUGUGAUACUACAAUUUAAUGCAUGAAAAUUCAUUGCUGUCUUUUCGUCUUUUAAAUAAAGGUAAAAUAAUAUUUUCUAUUCAUUUCAAGAGAAUAAGGUAUUGUAUAUAGUUGUGUAAAUAUUAUGGAUGAUUUUACUGGUCAGCUGUAAUUUAAAAGUGCAUUCAUUUCUUUUUCGUUUUACAGAAAUGUGACCGCAAUUGUGCCUUGUACUAUAAAAAUGCAUAAACUGUGAUAAACAACAGUAAAUGCAUAUAUGUUUUGUGACUUGAUAUAAGACUUGUAUAUUCUGCUGCUAACUCAUUAUUAUAUUGCAAAUUCAAAUAAUUUUAACCGCUUCUAAAUGUGGCAGUGCUUGUAAACUAUUGUCCAUGCAUUUUUUAAAAUUUGCCCUUUAAUCUGUGUGCAAUUGUCGAGAAAAUAAAAUCAAAUUUUCAUUAUUUUUA